Molecule: messenger RNA, 7648 nt
Organism: Podarcis raffonei (Aeolian wall lizard)
Lineage: Eukaryota; Metazoa; Chordata; Lepidosauria; Squamata; Lacertidae
Gene: BRCA1
Product: BRCA1 DNA repair associated
Exons: 21
Coding region: 140-5215 (1691 amino acids)
Biological process (GO): positive regulation of transcription by RNA polymerase II; double-strand break repair via homologous recombination; chordate embryonic development
Cellular component (GO): plasma membrane; nucleus; BRCA1-A complex
Molecular function (GO): DNA binding; zinc ion binding; ubiquitin-protein transferase activity
Source: RefSeq, a predicted model, not a curated record
GCGCGAAAAAGGGCCGGAGAGACGGUUAGAGGAAGAGAGAGAGCGCGCGCGCGCGCGUGACGACUGACUGAGGGGACAUUUGCGUGAGGGAAGAGAGCGAAACGGGGUUUGGCGUUUCUCUUGAGGUGUAGAAGACAUUAUGGAUUCCUCCAUUCCAAGCAUUGCGGAGGUUCGUGGCAUAUUGCUGGCUAUGCAGAAGAACUUGGAAUGCCCAAUAUGCCUGGAGGUAAUGAAGGAGCCAGUCUCAACAAACUGUGCCCACAUCUUCUGCAGUUUCUGCAUGUUUAAGCUCCUUAAACAGAAGAAGGGUGCGGUACGGUGUCCACUUUGCAAUGCCAAAGUCACCAAAAGAAGUCUAUGGGAAGAUGUCCGAUUUAAGCAAGUAAUCAAAGUGGUGCUGGAAGCCAUCUGUGCUUUUGAACAUGAUACAGGGCUUAAGUUUUCAGAUGAUCUGUGUUUCCCUAAGAAAGCUUUAGAAGAUGCUUCUGCUUCUGUUUCAUGGAAAGAAAAACAAGUCAUUGAUUGCAAAGGCUACAGGGACAGACUGAAGAGAGUGAAGGAAGUGAAAAAGAGAAAUGCUAGCUUGGAAGGUGAGACCUCCAAUUUGCCAUUAGAUGGUGGAACAAGGCGCUCCCUGAGAAAGAAAAGCAAUUCCAGUAAAGCCGCUGUGUUUGAAAUUGGAUCAGACUCUUCUGAAGAUGCAUUUAAGAAGACAGAUACAAUCAGAUGUGUGAGUUUAAGACGUAAUCAUCCAGCUCAAGUUGAUGAAGGGUGUGCCAAGAAUGAAAGCCCAAGCCCUUUUCACAUGGAGUUUUCUGAGCUGAGUGCUGAAGAUGAGACACCAUUAAAUAUCCUAGGUGUAUGUGAUUAUUUGGAAGAACUUGGAAACACAGAAGGAACUCUAGCCAGCAUUGGAAAGUUAGAAAUUCCUGAGAAGAAUGUUGCUGUGGAAAAGAGUCAGGGUUUGUCUUCUCCAGAUCCCUGCUUGCGUAAACAUGACAGGAACUCCAAUUCCAUGCCAGAGGGUGGUUCUUGCUCUUUACUAAAUAUGGCACAAUUGGUUGGUGAAGCCACAAAUCCCACUGUAGAUAAACAGGCUGGUCAUGAUGCAGGAAAUGUUAGUACGGGGCUGCCUUCUGGACAUAAACACGUCCUGUGUGAAAAUGAGGAACAGCUACUGCAGUCACAAACUUCCCCUGAACGUCCUCUGAGUCAAGUCUCUGGGAAGAAACUGAUGCGGAGCAUCCAGAAAGUCAAAGCAUGGCUGUCUAAAAGCAAGGAGGGUCUUUCUCCAAGAUCCCUGCAACAUACUCACACACAGGAGGUGGAUCAAGAUCCAGACUUGUCAGAUGGAGACUCUCUGGUCUCCCAGAAGACUGAACAGAUUGGAUACCAGAAAGUCUUCACAGUGGAAUGUGAAGGUGACAGGCCUUUGCCCAAACCAGUUGCCUCUAAAGCUGAGGAUAAACUAUUUGGGAGAACGUACAAGAGGAAACGCAAAUCAACCCCUCUUUGGAAUAAGAGGGACACAGUUUGUAUCCAAGCAAAGGAGGGCAUUGCUAAGAAUACAGAAUCCUGUGAUACACCUGUAAAAAGAUUAUCGCGAAAGAGGAAGGCUACAUCAGAAUUGCUACCAGAUGACUUCAUUAGGAGGCAAGAUGUGGAAGUAAAUAGUAGGAGGCCUGGUGGAGAUGAAGAUACUGCUUUGGAAGAAGGUGGCCAAGCUCCUGCUCUUGUAGAUGAUAGCCCUGUGGCAGAUCAAAAGGAAGUUGAGCUGCCGACUGAAUUUCCUGUCAAGGAAGGGCUGUCUGCUUUGGAAACUGAUUUAAAUGAACCAUCUCAGAGUAUAUGCCUGAAAUCGCCAGAAUCAAACUGUAACCCUCUAAAGAAGAAAAGUAACACUAUGAGCAAGAUACGUAGACAAUUAAUCAAGCCUGUUGGCGAAUUGCAGUUAAUGAUGGACAGAAGCUCCAGGUCCCCUGAGAAGGCAAAGAUACAGACUGAUGAUAAGUUAAGGGAAGUUGGCACAAGCCAGGUGCAAGUCAGACGGAGCAGAAGGCUUCAGUUGUCGACAGAAGACGCCUGGAGGAGAAGUGAGCCAGUUAAGCGAGGAAGGAAACAGUUGGAUAAGAGAGAAACAAAGAAGCGUAGGUGGUCUUAUGAAGAAAACAUGCCAACGCCUUCCAUAGCAGAAAAUUACCCCAGUGUGUUGCAGGGCAGGCUCCAAAAGGGCCUGUCUUUGUCAGAUACCAGCCUGAUGGACGUGGAAGGGGAUGCAAGUAGAGCUUGUGCUAACCCUCCAGCUUCUCCUCAGGUAGGUGUUGAACAAACCACAGAGGGCAGCAGUCCUUGUUGCAUUGUUCCCAGUGCAAGUUCCCAGGACAGCUGCUCACUUCUGCAUUUUGCUUCUCCGGAGGUGGAGCAAAUCACUUCUGAGGACAAACAGCUCACAGUAGCACACCAGACUGAGAAGAAUGUGUUAUGUACCCAGAAACUAGAGGGCGAUGAGUUUGGCACAGGGGAUAUGAUGAGAAGCUGUAAACCCCCUGAAACAAAUGAUGAAGCUGCAGGAACUUUGGAGCUGAACUCAGAAACUGAGGACAGUGAACUGGAUACAAACUUCAUGCAGAAGAUAUUCAAUGGCUGCAAACGCCAGUCAUUCUUGUUGCAUCCAGUAAAGGAAUCUGCUGCAGAAAUUCAAAAAGAGACACGCAUUGGCUUGGGGGAAGAUGGCAAUGUUGACUGUUCAAAGAAAUCGACUUGCAUCAAUACAUUUUUUGAGGAGAAGAGAGAUGCUGUUGCCUGUGAGGUGAACAGCUUUGUCCAAAGACUGGCAUGUUGUGCUACUGGUUUCCCUGAUCACGAGAGGAGAACUGAGCAUCCCCAGCUUGCCUCACAAACUGCAUUCCCAGAUCAUCCAUCCACACCAGAUCAAUUAGCCACCAAGAAUCCUGACAGUCCCCAGCAAAGUCAAAAGCCAGUAACUAAAAAGAGUAUGUCCCCUCAAAUUAGGGGAGAAGUUGCAAACUCAAAUAACAGCGGCAGCAGUGGAAGCCCAAACGUCUGGAGAAAUGUCAUCAUCCACAGCACCAGUUUAAGUGGCAUUAAUGAGACACGUUCUAGUAUAAACAACUCUGAAGAUGCAGAAUCUGAAAGCACUAAAAACAAAGGGCUGGCAUUAAACUCUCAGCCAGAAUUCAUGCAGCCAUGUUCUGUAAUUUGUCAGCUACCACAUUCUGAAUUCAGUGGCGUCCAUGGUGAAAAGAAUAGCCCCAUGGAACAAAAGCAACUGCAUGGUGACACAGAAGAAGCAACCAAUAAUUGCAAUACAGGCACUCCUAAGUGCUUGGUUCACAGUAAUAAUUUGGAACAGUGCGCCGAGGAGGAGUACCAUGGCUUUGAGGUGUCCUCGGAGACACCAGAGGGCUUGCUAGGCCCUGUCAUCAGAAGCAUAGAGGGCUCACCUAACCUUGGGGAAACAGAGAGGAGUGAUAGCUUGGCCAUGUCUCCUGGCAGAGACGAGCAAACCCCACUUAAGGGAGACCUGGGUAGUGGCAACAGAAGAAGUUCCAGGCUGAGCCAUAAAGGCCUCGUUCGCACACAGCAGAGAUGGGCACGGAAGCUGCCAUCCUCAGAGGAAGAUUCUAGCGAAGAUGAAGAGUUGCCAUCUUUUCAGGCACUGAUAUUUGGUAAAUCGGCAAGCACACCGCUAGACCCACUGAAAAAGAAGAAGACAUCGGGAGGGAUGCCAGCACUGAAGAGCAGCAACAAAUGUAAUGUAGAAACCAAGGAUGAGCAUGUCUGUCCAAGUCAGGAUUCGGAGUGCUCUAUGAAGCUGUUUUCUUCCCAGUCACACACAGCUGAGGAUUUCCGCAGCAGGCCUCAUGUCUCAAGACACUUAACUCCAGCUCCCACUUCCAGAGAAAAUCUGGAAAGUCUCAGAGAGAAUAAAAAAGGCACUCAGCCCAGGGAUGAAGUCUCAAAAGAUGCUGGACAACAGAAAGAUGAACAGCAAGAACAAGUGGCUUCAGAAUUCAAUUUAGGUGAAGAGACCUUGGACUAUGACAGUGAAGCUAGCUGCUUGGGGGAUUCAUCAGGCCUAUCUUCCCAGAGUGAGAUUCUCACCACACAGCAAAAAAAUGCCAUGCAAAACAGCUUAAAGAAACUCCAGCGGAAGAUGGCUAUUCUUGAAGCAGUUCUCAAACAGGGAAGCCAAAGUGCUGUCCAUGAAGGAUCACUGCAUCUUGGUGAGGAAGGUGAUUUCACUGGAGGACAGACAAAAUCAGCAAGGGGAAGUAAAGCAGAUUUGAGUUCUGAAAGUAAACAAAGCCUCCAAGGUGCCUUUUCUACCCCUGUGAGAAACAUGCAAGGGACUCCAGGGUCCUCAACGUCUAAAGAGCAGAUUUCCAGCCUUUUGGCCGCAGAGACAGCAAUGGGGCCUCCUGCUGCCACACAUGAUGCUGGAAGACAAAGUGCAUUGAGGCAUAGUGCACAAGGAAGUCCAGUCUGCCCCUUGUCACAAAUCACACAUUGUAGCACAAGCAAAGGGAAUUCAGAGAGGCCAUUUCUGACAAGCAAGAAGAAUAUGUCUCUGGUGGCCUCGGGUCUGAACCAGGGCGAGUUGCGACUAGUACAGAUGUUUGCCAGGAAAAAUGAGAGCACUUGGUCUAAUAAGAUUUCUUAUGAAACAACUCAUGUAGUAAUGAAAACAGAUGAGGAUCUGGUUUGCGAGCGGACCCUGAAAUACUUCCUAGGUAUUGCUGGACGUAAGUGGGUGGUGAGCUACCAUUGGGUUGUACAGUCACUGAAGGAAAGAAGAGUUCUUAAUGAGGAGGACUUUGAAGUUAGAGGAGACAUGAUCAAUGGGAGAAACCAUCAGGGACCCAAAAGAGCAAGGGAAUCUCCCGUUGGAAAGCUUUUCCAAGGCUUAGAAAUAUGCUGCUAUGGGCCAUUCACUGACAUGCUCCCAGAACAAUUGGAGUGGAUGGUAGAGCUGUCCGGUGCCUCUAUUGUGAAAGAACCUCGCUUAUUCUCACAUUCAACAAAGUCUACUGCUGUGGUGGUCGUUCAGCCCGAAGCUUGGAGCGAAGACACUGCCUGCCAAGGGAUCCCACCGCAAUGCAGUGCUACUGUAGUCUCACGAGAGUGGAUGCUGGACAGUAUUGCAUGCUAUCAACGCCAGGCAUUUGACGAAUACAUCGUGCAACAGGUGUGAAAGGAUGGUCUUUUGAACACAGAAUCUUCAGGAAAGGAUUUCUGUGGAACUUUUGUGAAAGGCUUCCUCACAGACAGUGUGGUUUCACUUGCGAGAUAAAUAUUUCAGUUGGCAUGAAAACACCCCGUUGCCCGCCAAAGGCAGAACUUAAAACUGUGAUACUUCUAUCUUUGCCGUCGUGAGCCAAGCAAUAAUGUGUUCUUCUGUGCUGUUGCAGAUGCAUUAUUUACUAUCCAAUUGCUGCCUUGUUUGGGAGACUUUUCUCUUCGUGUCUUGGAGAUGUAAUCAUUUGAAAGAGUUAUAUGGAUCUGAGAGCUUCAAUUAACUCAGGAGGAUGGCAGUAUUUUAUCUGCUUGUUUAAUGGGGAAGGGUGUUCACAUACAAAGAUGCACUUAUGCUGGAAUACUGGCAUAGCAACAUCUAAUAAGAAGCACUGUCAGACUAGAGAUGGCACACACAAAAAACCACUGGGCCCCUGCAUCAUAAGGAAGUAUGUCCCAAGUCAAAUAUUUGUUUUGCUCAAAGUAAAUAAAUCUAGCAUCUCUCUAGCAAGUUAAAUGCAAACAGGUUUUGAUCAUUAUAUUCCUGGAUCCACAGAAGACCCAGCCAUUAUUUUUGGGUUAGGAUAUUUGAUCAGCCUACUUCUUCCAUGUACCAUGGGACAAAGCACCUCUUUUAAAAAAAACUUUGCUGGCUUAGUUCCCACAAGUAUGGAAAAGUGCCUUUGAAACAACAGAAUAUUUACCACUUCUUACUGUCAAGCAAACUGAGAUCCAUAAAUAAAAUUUGCUUGUUUACAGUUAAAAGAGGGGUAGAAGCCAUCAUGUUAUUUUCUUUUUCAAUCCCCCCCCCCCCAGUUAACUUUGAAAGAGUUUUACAUUGCAUAAUGCAUUUGGAGCAAUCCUUCGAUGUUCUGCAAUUCUAAAAGCAAGUAAGUCAGGUGCAGGUUUUGCUCACUCAAACACUUCUGUGAGAGUCAGUUCUGACACAGAGCUGUAAUUUUCCCUUUUGGAAUUUGUAUUUCACCGAUACCUACAAAUAUGGCUUAGUAGAAGAACAAAAAAAUAUUCUAACACUGUAAAACAGCACAUUGUACAGAGUGCCAUAAACCUAUGACAAAACAGACCACAGCAAGAAAUAAAAAUGGUUCCAGUGGAAGAAAGUAGCAGGAUUUUUGUAUUUUUUAAUAUGAAAAGUCACCACUCCAUUCCUGCACAGAUUUUAUCUGGCAUGUAAGAUCUGUGUAGAGCAGGUCCCCUUCUUGAGAAGAUGGGAUUCUUAUAGGUAAAAGCACUGCCAUGAGAUCCAAACAUUUGCUUACCCACCCCGUGCAGCAGGAGAAGUCAUCUACAGAAAAGACACGUUCCCAAUUGCUCAGGUCAAAGCAGAAUGAGAGCCCUGCCUUCCCUCCUCCUUCCUAGAAGGGGACAGGACAGUGAUGAUGGAAGAAAGACUUGCUAGCUGGGUCCUCACCAAGGCCUUGCUAGCCUACUCUCGUUUCUUCCAAGGAUGAGAAUGGGCUCGCUCAGAAGCAUAUUUUACAGUGUGUUGUUUGUUUUAAUGUUUUAAAUAUUUCAUGGUAGCUUUUUAUUGGCAUUCUGUUUUUGCUAAGUUUGCCAGCUACCCUGAGGCUCUGGAUCCAGCGGUUUUAUGUUUUCAAAUAAUGUGAGCAAAGGAAGCUUGCAUUCUGCCAGCAUGGAAGCAUGCUUGGGAUUGCUGCGCCCUCCACAUCCAAGCCUGAAAAAACAACACAACGUUUAAGCCUCCUAUAGCAAAAGAGUCUUGGGGCAACCUUACAAAAACACAAUGAAUCUGCCUGCACUGUACAAUUUCAGUAUCAAUCACUUAGGCCCAAGAAUCUUUUUUUAAUAGAUCUCUAUGUGCCUAUACACAGGCUACAGAGUAGGGGUGUGGUAUUUAAUUGAUAAACAAGUUUGAUGGGUUGGCUAAAAUGGUGCACGUUUUAAUUAGGCAGAUGGUUUUUUAAAAUGUAUUUUUUUUUCAUAUAAAUUUUUAUUAAUUUUCCUGUACAAUUUUAUCCAAAUUUUAACAAAUUACUCUUUUUGGACUUCCUUCAGUUUCUCUGGUAAUCAUCCAUAAUUACUCUUCAAUAUGCAUUUCCUUCAUUGUAUUGCCAUUUAACUUCCCUCCCUUUUCUAUUUCUUUUUAACAAUACAUCUUAAACUUUUACAGUGCUUCUUGAAACCCCACUAGCGUUGUUCGCACAUCACAUACAUUUUUCAGAUAAUCUACAAACUUUCCCCAAUCUUCGAUGAACUUUUGGUUUCAAACAUAUCUUAUUUUCCCAGUCAAUUUGUCCAGUUCCGCAUAGUCCGUCAAUUUCAUUCUCCAUUCUUGAAUCGUCGGUAUUUCCUCUUGUUUCCAUUUCUGGGCCAAUAAAGUUCUUGCUGCCGUAACUGCAUACUGAAAUAA